AUGUUAACUUGGUUCUUACGUUUUCUUAUAUUUAUCAUCGUUUGUCUAUGUAUUGCUCAUUCCUAUCCAUCACCAAUGAGCAACCAAAAUUGGUUAGCAGAACGCAUCGGGCAUUAUCCUAAUGGUGUUUAUGAAAUCCCAUCUGAUAGUGACGAAAAUGAUCCUACUGUGAAUAAUCGCAUGCCAACAUGGUUAUUUCGCAGUCGCAAAUUUUGUUGUGCACCUCCAUUGUAA
This is a messenger RNA of Rotaria socialis, 234 nucleotides long. The record is from the annotation of a GenBank genome assembly. Lineage: Eukaryota; Metazoa; Rotifera; Eurotatoria; Philodinida; Philodinidae.